Molecule: messenger RNA, 1329 nt
Organism: Mucor mucedo
Lineage: Eukaryota; Fungi; Mucoromycota; Mucoromycetes; Mucorales; Mucoraceae
Product: cation efflux family-domain-containing protein
Exons: 3
Coding region: 46-1287 (413 amino acids)
Biological process (GO): transmembrane transport; zinc ion transport; intracellular zinc ion homeostasis
Cellular component (GO): Golgi apparatus; membrane
Molecular function (GO): zinc ion transmembrane transporter activity
Source: RefSeq, a predicted model, not a curated record
UUUUUUAUCAUACGCCGCCCACUCUUUUUACACCUAAUCUAAUACAUGUUUUCAACAUCCAUGUUAGAUUUACCAACUCAUGCAGAGUCUGCAGAGUUAGGGUAUGGAAAGACUUUGGUUUUUGAUGCAGCAGCAACAUCCGCUCUUGGUUUCGCAAAGCAUUCAUUAAGCAUCAUCCUUGGAAACAACGAUUCAAAGCAAAUCUUUUACUUUUUAUUGCUUAAUUUAUCUUAUAUGUUUGUUCAACUUGCUUAUGGUGUGUGGACUAAUUCUUUAGGCCUUAUCUCAGAUGCCAUUCACAUGUUCUUCGACUGUCUUGCACUUGGCAUCGGUUUGUUUGCUUCCGUUAUGAGUAAAUGGCCUUCCAAUCAAAAAUAUUCUUACGGUUAUAAUCGCAUUGAAACUGUAGCUGCUUUUUUUAAUAGUGUAUUUCUUGUUUUAAUAUCUUGCUCAAUUGUUAUUGAGGCUCUUCAACGCUUAGUUCAUCCACCUGAAAUGAGCACCGACCGUCUUUUACUUGUCAGUUUCGUUGGUCUUGUGGUCAACCUUGUAGGUAUUUUUGCCUUCAAUCAUGGGCAUGCACACGGAGGUCAUGGACACGACCAUGGACAUAGCCAUGGACAUAGCCACGGACACGAUCAUGGUCAUGGACACAGUGCUAAUAUGCAAGGUGUAUUUUUACAUAUUAUGGCCGACACUUUGGGCUCAGCUGGUGUAAUUGUAUCAACAUUGCUGAUUCAAUGGUUUGGUUGGACUGGAUUCGACCCGAUCGCCUCUCUUUUCAUUGCUGUUCUUAUCGUCUUAUCUGUCAUCCCCUUGAUUCGCCAAUCUGCCUCUGUUCUUAUGCUUGAAUUAGACGAUAAUAUUGUAAAUCAAGUGGAAGGAACUAUCGAAGAAGUUAGAAGACUCGAUGGUGUCACAGAUGUUAGUAACUACAGAUUUUGGCCCAAUGAAGCUGAAACUGUUGUUGGUUCCCUACACGUGCUUGUUCAGGACGGCGUCAAAGCUCAAGAAAUCCGUAGAGCCGUCACAGAAAUUUUCAUGAGCCAUAUCGACGGAUUAAAAGAAAUUUGUGUGCAAGUUGAAUCUAUCAGUUCCGCGCGUCUUCAUAAACAUCAACAUGUACAACCUAUGGGCUACUAUUCGCCAGCCAUCAACAAUAACAUAUAUCAUCAUAAUCAUACAAAUCCAGCUUCGGUAUCUGUCAAUGACGGUUUUAGAGCAACCGUGCUUCCUCAACCUACUUUUGCCUCAGAAAUGCCAAUCUCUGUAAAAAAGAAGGACUAAUAUUUUUCCUUUCAUUUCAACAUUGUUUUUAAUAGACAAAAA